This is a messenger RNA of Acipenser ruthenus (sterlet), 2155 nucleotides long. RefSeq names its product syndecan-2-like. Lineage: Eukaryota; Metazoa; Chordata; Actinopteri; Acipenseriformes; Acipenseridae. The transcript has 5 exons. Gene Ontology annotation, biological process: cell migration. Bases 387 to 1031 code for a protein of 214 amino acids. Gene Ontology annotation, cellular component: membrane; cell surface. The record is from RefSeq and is a predicted model, not a curated record.
CACUUAUAACAAGGCGUGUAUUUGGAGUUCUGCAGUACACUGCGUCAUGUGGCUUCGAGCAUGUUAGCUUAAUUGACUUUAUUCUUGUUGCAAACACCAUCAAAACAAAACGCUCACGCUGAAAGAAAACUUACGGGCCACUUUUUUUAAAGACGAAAGCCUCCUUGCUAAACAGAUACUUAUGCACUGCUUACCAUUUUAACAGAAAAAAGUGCGCGGAGGAAUAAAAAAAAAGCAACACGUAUCCGGUGGGAUUCCAUAGAGAGAGUGUGAGUGAGCGAGAGGUAUAAACAAGUGUGGAGAGGAGAAACGGGAGUUACAGCGCGUGGAGGAAUUGUUAAUAAGAUUUGAUAUUUAAAAUCAACACGAAUUUCUGCACAGGAAUAAUGAGGAACGUUUGGAUAAUCUUUACGCUCGGUGUGGUGACAUUUCUAUCGGGUGAAAUGACACUGGCAGCUUCACAGGGUCAGAAUUCUCCUGAUGAAAAGGAUUUGUAUCUUGAGGAUGGGUCUGGGGAUUAUCCAGUAGAUGAUGAUGAUUUUAAUUCUGGGUCAGGCUCAGGUCUUGAAGUGGAACUCGAGGAGCCCAUCACUGUGAAAACGCAUAUGUUUCCAAAAGCACAACCAACCAGGGACUCGACUAAAGUAUUGACACAGAAAGUUGAGACAUCUACAGCCAAAGCCCGAAUGCUGCCUAAGAAUCCUGCCAGAACCGAGCCACCAGUUCUGGUCACGGAUACAGAUGUGAACAUAGAGGAUUUAACAAGCACAACUAGUAAGCCAAAGGUGUCUGGCAGUGGUGUGGACACAGAUGUGUCUGCAGAGAUCCAGUCAGAAAGCCUCUUCCAGAGAACAGAAGUAUUGGCAGCUGUAAUUGCUGGUGGAGUGAUUGGGUUCCUGUUUGCAAUCUUCCUGAUCUUGCUGCUGGUGUACCGCAUGAGGAAGAAGGAUGAAGGCAGCUAUGACCUUGGGGAACGCAAACCAUCCAGCGCUGCCUAUCAGAAGGCACCUACCAAGGAAUUUUACGCAUAAACAUUAUGGCGAGUCUCUGAUUUGAGGUCAAUGAACUUUUUUAAAAAACAGAAAUUAAUUUAAAAAAAAAGCUUUUGUUUAGAGCAAGGAAGACCAUUUUAUUCCCAUAAGAGAAGCCAACAAGGCAAUUUUAAUGGCAAAUCCCAGUGUAUUUAAAUAUUUCAUGUAUUCUUUAAAAGGCUGAAAAACAAAACAAACAACAACAAAAAACACUUAAUUUGUAACUGUGAGAAGCAGUGGAGGUGUCUAAUGAAGCCAUUGUUUUUAACAGACUAGUUUUUAAUAAAGCAGUAUAUGUAAAAAGAUGAUGGAAAUAACUGAAUAUAAUUGUUCUGUAUCUAGCCUAUAUUUUAAUUACAAGUCAUAGCAUGUGAAGUUGAUCUACAAGAUGUACUUCAUUAAUUUAUCUGUUUUUAAAAUGUUUAAAAUUGCCUUUCUGUAGUUUUCAUGGUGCAAUUUUGUCUUGAAAAUAAUAAGAUAGCAGUAAGUGUAAAUGUAUUUUUUCUUCUCUCUAGGGUACUUUGUAAACUGGCUUUUGCUUUAUAUUAAAUAGUCAGGAUUGGGAAUUUCUCAUACUACUUUGUUUCUUAAUGUAGUUUCAGAAAGAUUUUCAACAGCAGCAUCUUUGUACUAAACAAAUUUAUCUUAACUCUGCAACUGUGUAGUUUCUUUAUUUUGACAAUCUUCAGGAUAGAAUAUUUGAUCUAAGCUACUGACAGAAAAGCCUAAGCAAACCCAAAGACUUUAACAGUAUUCUGAAAGUUGCUGCAGAUUCCUUUGGCCACUUUUUUUUUUUUUUUUUUUUAACUAUCCCUCCUUUCCAUUAAAAGGUUUGUGAUUUACAGACUGAUCAUUUGGAAUCCAACUCCUUAAAAAAACAUAUAUAAAAUAAAUAUUUACAAAUGUUUUAAGCCUCCUGAAGUGCCUACCAUUCUGAAUUGUGCUUGUUCCGGACUGGAUAGAAAGAUUUAUGUAUUGCAGCGUGUGAGAUUUUUGCUUGCAAUUUAGAAGCACAGGCAAUUGUUAUGGUAACUUUUGUAGUCUUACAGAAGCAGACAGUAUUGUAUCUAUAAUUUGAAACGCACUACUGAAUAAACAUUGUGGCCUAAUACUGAAAUAACUUA